AUGUCAUGUCAAUUCAAUAAUACUAUGAUCAAGAUCUUUUUUACUAUGCUUUUGGCUCUAUUCGUUUCACAAAUAGAUGCCCAAAAUGACUCAGUAAUAGUUGUUGAUGCAAACGCUACAGAAACUACUGUAUUGAAUAACAAUCAAACGGCAACAGUCAUAGAAAUGAAUAAUCAUAGUAUUACAACAGCAACUACACCUCUUGAAACCAGUGAUGAAAUGGUAACUAAUGCGACCAACGUUGAUACCACAGGAACAGUAAUGAUUGAUAUCAGCAAUAUAACAAAUCCAUUGAUAGAUACCAAUAACACUGUAACAGAUGUCGUUGCAGACAAUAGCAGUACAACAGGAAUAACUCUUGAAUCGACCGAUUUUACGUCUGAUACAACGGUUUUAGAAAGCUCAACAAUGCCUACAGAUGAGUCAACAGAUACAACUAUAAUUAGUGUACUGACAGAUCCUACUACUCGUGUAAACUCAACAAUAGCAACAACAACAAUAGCAACAACAACAGUAGCAACAACAACAGUAGCAACAACAACAACAACAGUAGCAACCACUAUUAGUAGUAGUACUACUACAUCGAUAAUAACGAAUCAUGGUAUUUGUUUUUAUCCAAAUAUUUUACUUUCUAUUGUUAUUAUUUCUUUGUUUGUUAUCUUUUAA
Messenger RNA from Rotaria sp. Silwood2, 666 nucleotides. The record is from the annotation of a GenBank genome assembly. NCBI's taxonomy places the organism in Eukaryota, Metazoa, Rotifera, Eurotatoria, Philodinida, Philodinidae.